AUGAUUAAUCAAGAUUUGACAUAGCCAGCUAAUCAUAAUAAAAAAUCAUUAAUUUAGCCUAUUGAACUCAAUAAACAUAAAGUUUGUUAGCAUUAGAAUAAAAUUUAUUUUUCUACUCGACAAAUCUCUCCUAAGAAAUCUGCAAAUUAGAAAAGUAACAAAAAAAUAAAUGAAAGGCUUGGGUGAAACUUUGUUGAAAUCUACAUCAUAAAAAUAGUUUAAAAACUACAUAAAAAGAUUUUCAAGAAAUAAGUCAAAUAAAAGAUGUAGAUACAUAUAAGAAAAUAUUUCCAAAAGUAGUAUUUUAAGAUGAUAAAAUCAAUGUAUAUUUUUUUAAGGAAUUCAACCAAAAAAUUGAAACAUGAGUAUCAACUUAAGAUUAAGGCAUCAGAGAACAAACAAUACAAGAAGUAAUAAACCAGAGAGUUUCAAUCAAAGUACUUAUAGAAGGCAAUUAAAAUUAAAUAUAACCAAAAAUAUCUUAAGGUAUUUUGA
Molecule: messenger RNA, 495 nt
Organism: Paramecium pentaurelia
Lineage: Eukaryota; Ciliophora; Oligohymenophorea; Peniculida; Parameciidae
Source: the annotation of a GenBank genome assembly